Molecule: messenger RNA, 1983 nt
Organism: Mytilus californianus (California mussel)
Lineage: Eukaryota; Metazoa; Mollusca; Bivalvia; Mytilida; Mytilidae
Exons: 2
Coding region: 36-1733 (565 amino acids)
Molecular function (GO): zinc ion binding; protein binding
Source: RefSeq, a predicted model, not a curated record
AUUCCAACAGGGGCGGACGCCUAAUAAGUUUGGUGAUGCAUAUGGACUCCUCUUCCCAGAGUUGUGGUGUGUGUGACCUCCGACACAUCAACAAACCAUCUAUAGUUUGGUGUACAGAAUGUGAUGAAGGACUAUGUACAGAAUGUCAGGAACACCAUAGUCUGUCGAAGGGAACCAGAAACCACAAGACCAUAGCAUAUACGGAGUACCAGAAAUUACCUAGUGAUGUACUAAGGAUCACUCAAAACUGUAGUACACACCAAGAAAAAUUUAUAAUUUAUUGCCGGAAACAUGAACGUCCUUGCUGCAGGAAAUGUAUAGUUGAAAGCCAUAAAGAAUGCCGGGAUAUCGAAAAUUUAGAUGACGUCAUUCAACAUGUCAAAACCUCAAAUGCCGUCUACGAGAUUGAGGAAACAUUGGUUGAAGUAGCAGAAAAUUUACAGAAAAUCCAUCAACAUCAACAAGGAAAUCUGGCGACGUUGAAAGAGAAAAGAAAACAAAUUCAAAAAGAAAUUCAAAAGGCCAGGACAACGAUCAACAACCAUCUGAACAAACUACAAGAAGAUUUGAUAAAACAACUUUAUGCUGUAGAAGAAAAAGAAAACUCGAAAAUUCGUCAGUUAUUGUCUACAUUAGAAAAGACAGAAAAAGAAAUUUUAGAUAAUCAGAGAAACAUUGCGAACAUCAAGCAACACGCAACUGACCUUCAGCUAUUUCUUUCAAUUAAGCAAAUAGAAGAAGACGUCUGUAUCAAAGAUGAAUUUCUUAACUCACUAGUCCGAGGCGAGGGUCUAAAGCUUUAUGGUCUAAAAUAUAAAAUCAACACUGCUAUUCAGAAUAUCAUUUCCGAUAUCAAAAGUUUUGGAGAUGUCCACAUUGAAGCGAAACAAUGUGAAAUUGUUCUUAGCAGGAAGAAGACGAAACAAGCACAGAUAAUUGUACCAACCGUUGAAUCAAGUUCCAUUGAAAAUAUAAAACUGAAAAUAAACAAGACAAUACAACAUCAAGGAAAAUACGUCUUUGGAUGUUGCUUGCUACCAAAUGGUAGAACGGUGUUUACUUACUACAAUGAAUUUGCAGUAAGAGUAUUCAGCAAUGAAGGAAUACAAGACUUUGAAGUGAAGAUACCGUGUUACCCGUUUGAUAUAGUGUACAACAGUGAGGACAAUACAUUGGCUGUUACAUCUGGUGGUUCAAGAGAGCAUUGUAUUAUCAUUAUAGAUUUGAAAAAGAAACAAAUCAAGAAAACAAUUUCACUGGAUUCGAAUAUUUAUGGCAUAGCACUGAAAGAUAAUCGAUUGAUGUAUUCCGCUGAAGACAAAGGGAUACAAAUGAUCAAUCCGUACGACGAGUCAAUAAGUGACAUAGUUCGAGAUAAAAUGCCUAGUAACUGUUACAUUGCAACUUUUGAACACCAAACAUAUCAGACAAACAGUUUAACAAAUACCGUUAAUUGUUACGAUCAACACGGUAAAUCGCAAUGGACUUUCCAUAAUGAAAGCAUUCUGAGGUCUCCUCGUGGUAUUUCUGUAGAUACUAUUGGUAAUUUGUACGUGACGGGGGUCCGUUCGCGCAAUGUUGUAGUUAUCUCACCUGACGGACGACGAUAUAGAGAAGUAUUGGCAACAAGUGAUUGUCCUUCAGAACCUUUUUCACUUUUUUAUAAUAAUUCAAAAAAGCAGUUGCUAGUGGCGAACUGCGAAGACGAGGCUCAAUUGUUUGAUUUUAUUUGAAAUGUGUUUGUCCCGGUUCAGGUUUUCAAUAAUAUUUUUUUUUUUUUCAAUUUUAGCUGUCACAGCUUCAAGUGUUCGGGUGAAAUAAACUGUUUAUGUAUUAUAACUGUUAAGUUUAUUCAUAUGGUUACGAUAACUAACAAUGUAUGCGCAACAUUCCUGUCAAUGUUAUGGUUAAGAUUGAUAACGCCUAAUGGAGGUCCUGUUACAUAUAGAAAACAUACAUUUCGGAAUAAAAAGAAACUUAUUA